This is a messenger RNA of Patiria miniata (bat star), 516 nucleotides long. Its product is annotated as brevican core protein-like. The record is from RefSeq and is a predicted model, not a curated record. Bases 175 to 516 code for a protein of 113 amino acids. NCBI's taxonomy places the organism in Eukaryota, Metazoa, Echinodermata, Asteroidea, Valvatida, Asterinidae. The transcript is spliced from 3 exons.
CUGCACCUCAGUCGUAAGAACUCUUUCUUUAAUCACGUCACUACAAUAGCAGAGUGGUCUUUUGUACGAGCUAAAUUUGGUGUUAGCGCGCGACUGAACUUGGGGAUUGUUUUCUGCAGAGCGGAGUGGGGUUGCAUUACUGCCCCAGAAAAGUGCGGAUAUUUUUGAAGCAUCAUGGAAUGGGUCUGGGGCUGCAUUCUGCUGGUUUUGCCAGGAGGGCUGCAAAUAUCUGCACAAACCGUUUCCGCCUCGGAGGAUCCCAACAGUGUGUUUUGCCAUUCAAAUCCGUGCCAGAACAACGGAACCUGCGUCAACAUGCUACGCCCAGGGAGUGACCGAUCCCUCUCGGUAUGCAAAAAUGGGGCGUGUUACAAGCUCAUUUUAGAGAAGAAAACAUGGGAGGAGGCAACCCUAGCGUGUAACGUCAUGGGUUCAUCCUUGAUUGCCAUGGAAACGACGGAGGUGCAGGGGGACUUUGUGAACACCAUCAAAGAUCACCAUUUGCACAGUGAGUGA